Molecule: messenger RNA, 417 nt
Organism: Strongyloides ratti
Lineage: Eukaryota; Metazoa; Nematoda; Chromadorea; Rhabditida; Strongyloididae
Product: Histone H2A.v
Exons: 1
Coding region: 1-417 (138 amino acids)
Cellular component (GO): nucleosome
Molecular function (GO): structural constituent of chromatin; protein heterodimerization activity; DNA binding
Source: RefSeq, a predicted model, not a curated record
AUGGCUGGUGGUAAAGGAAAAGCAGGAAAAGAUUCUGGUAAAGCAAAAAAUAAAGUUAUUUCCCGUAGUGCCCGUGCAGGUCUUCAAUUUCCUGUUGGGCGUAUUCAUCGUUUUCUAAAACAAAGAACAAUGGCUGGUGGUCGUGUAGGUGCUACAGCGGCUGUUUACAGUGCUGCAAUCUUAGAAUAUUUGACUGCAGAAGUCUUAGAAUUGGCAGGAAAUGCAUCUAAAGAUUUAAAAGUUAAACGUAUAACACCAAGACAUUUGCAUUUGGCUAUUCGUGGAGAUGAAGAAUUGGACACACUUAUUAAAGCAACAUUGGCUGGUGGUGGUGUUAUUCCUCAUAUUCACAGAUACUUAAUGAAUAAGAAUCCACAACAACCACAAGUUCCGGGAGCUCCGCCAAUGCCUCAGUAA